Messenger RNA from Gorilla gorilla gorilla (western lowland gorilla), 1445 nucleotides. RefSeq names its product SGT1 homolog, MIS12 kinetochore complex assembly cochaperone (gene SUGT1). The coding region runs from base 99 to 1196 and encodes 365 amino acids. The record is from RefSeq and is a predicted model, not a curated record. The transcript is spliced from 15 exons. Gene Ontology annotation, molecular function: protein-folding chaperone binding. Lineage: Eukaryota; Metazoa; Chordata; Mammalia; Primates; Hominidae.
ACGUUCCUUAGGGAUGACAAAGUUUCCCCCUUGGGCGGUGGUGGAGGUGGUAACCGUGAUAGUAGCAGCUCCGGCGGCAGCAACAGCGACUACGAGGGAUGGCGGCGGCUGCAGCAGGAACUGCAACAUCCCAGAGGUUUUUCCAGAGCUUCUCGGAUGCCCUAAUCGACGAGGACCCCCAGGCGGCGUUAGAGGAGCUGACUAAGGCUUUGGAACAGAAACCAGAUGAUGCACAGUAUUAUUGUCAAAGAGCUUAUUGUCACAUUCUUCUUGGGAAUUACUGUGUUGCUGUUGCUGAUGCAAAGAAGUCUCUAGAACUCAAUCCAAAUAAUUCCACUGCUAUGCUGAGAAAAGGAAUAUGUGAAUACCAUGGAAAAAACUAUGCUGCUGCCCUAGAAACUUUUACAGAAGGACAAAAAUUAGAUAUAGAGACGGGGUUUCAUCGUGUUGGCCAGGCUGGUCUCCAACUCUUGACCUCAAGUGAUCCACCUGCCUUGGACUCCCAAAGUGCUGGGAUUACAGGUGCAGAUGCUAAUUUCAGUGUCUGGAUUAAAAGGUGUCAAGAAGCUCAGAAUGGCUCAGAAUCUGAGGUGUGGACUCAUCAGUCAAAAAUCAAGUAUGACUGGUAUCAAACAGAAUCUCAAGUAGUCAUUACACUUAUGAUCAAGAAUGUUCAGAAGAAUGAUGUAAAUGUGGAAUUUUCAGAAAAAGAGUUGUCUGCUUUGGUUAAACUUCCUUCUGGAGAGGAUUACAAUUUGAAACUGGAACUUCUUCAUCCUAUAAUACCAGAACAGAGCACGUUUAAAGUACUUUCAACAAAGAUUGAAAUUAAACUGAAAAAGCCAGAGGCUGUGAGAUGGGAAAAGCUAGAGGGGCAAGGAGAUGUGCCUACGCCAAAACAAUUCGUAGCAGAUGUAAAGAACCUAUAUCCAUCAUCAUCUCCUCAUACAAGAAAUUGGGAUAAAUUGGUUGGUGAGAUCAGAGAAGAAGAAAAGAAUGAAAAGUUGGAGGGAGAUGCAGCUUUAAACAGAUUAUUUCAGCAGAUCUAUUCAGAUGGUUCUGAUGAAGUGAAACGUGCCAUGAACAAAUCCUUUAUGGAGUCGGGUGGUACAGUUUUGAGUACCAACUGGUCUGAUGUAGGUAAAAGGAAAGUUGAAAUCAAUCCUCCUGAUGAUAUGGAAUGGAAAAAGUACUAAAUAAAUUAAUUUGCUCUCAUCGUAUUGUGUAUAUUCACCUAAUGCCCAUUGUGUAUUGAUAUUGCAUUCUUGAAUUUUGAACACUGAAUAUCUUUUUGAAAGAUUAUACCUCUUUACCUCUUUGUGCUUUAGAAAUUAUUUUCCUUCAAGUGUUCAAGUCUAAUGAAGAAUGGAGAUAACAUUUUAUCACUUCUGUCCUUAAAGAUUUCAGACAUGGUGAAACUGAAUAAAGUGUGUCAUUUGCUCCUA